AAAACCCAGAACCAGAUCUAGGGUUUAUUCUUGAAGGUCUUCGCGUGUUCAAAGGUCAGCUGUUAAUACUAUCAACUCUCUCUCUCUCUCUCUCUCUCUCUCUCUCCCUCUCUCUCCUGUUCUAUUCUGUUCAACCAAUUCAAUUCAAUUCACUCUUUCUAAAUCUCACCAACUGAAACUGGAAAAAAAAACCCUAACCCUAACCUCGUCUAUUAGGAAUAGAAAUAGCAUGGGUGAGUUAAAGGACACCGAGGCUUACGAGGAAGAGCUCAUCGACUACGAAGAAGAAGAUGAAAAGUCUACCGACCCUUCCAAACCCGCUGUUGAAAUCGCCAAGAAGGGUUAUGUUGGCAUCCAUAGUUCAGGAUUUCGAGACUUCCUGUUGAAACCGGAGCUUCUUCGAGCCAUUGUUGAUUCGGGAUUUGAGCAUCCUUCAGAAGUGCAACAUGAGUGCAUCCCUCAAGCAAUUUUAGGAAUGGAUGUCAUUUGCCAAGCAAAAUCUGGGAUGGGAAAGACUGCUGUUUUUGUUCUUUCAACACUCCAGCAAAUUGAUCCUGUUCCUGGUCAAGUUGCGGCUCUUGUUCUUUGUCACACAAGAGAACUAGCUUAUCAAAUUUGCCACGAAUUUGAGAGGUUCAGCACAUAUCUUCCUGAUAUAAAAGUUGCUGUUUUCUAUGGUGGUGUCAAUGCCAAGGUUCACAAAGAAUUGCUCAAGAAUGAAUGUCCCCAUAUUGUUGUUGGAACACCUGGGAGGAUUCUUGCUCUUGCCAGAGAGAAGGACCUUGGUUUAAAGAAUGUGAGGCAUUUUAUACUUGAUGAGUGCGACAAGAUGCUCGAAUCACUUGACAUGAGAAGAGAUGUGCAAGAGAUUUUCAAAUUGACUCCCCAUGAUAAGCAAGUGAUGAUGUUUUCUGCUACACUCAAUAAAGAAAUCCGACCUGUUUGCAAGAAAUUCAUGCAAGAUCCCAUGGAAAUUUAUGUAGAUGAUGAGGCCAAAUUGACUCUUCAUGGUCUUGUGCAGCACUACAUCAAAUUGCAAGAAACAGAGAAGAACCGGAAAUUGAAUGAUCUUCUUGAUGCACUGGACUUCAACCAAGUGGUUAUUUUUGUCAAGAGUGUCAGCAGAGCAGCGGAGUUGAACAAGUUGCUUGUGGAGUGUAACUUCCCAUCAAUCUGCAUACAUUCUGGAAUGUAUCAGGAAGAAAGAUUGAAAAGAUACAAGGGCUUCAAAGAGGGGAAGCAAAGGAUUCUCGUGGCAACAGAUUUAGUAGGAAGAGGGAUUGACAUAGAACGUGUUAAUAUAGUUGUCAACUAUGACAUGCCUGAUUCCGCUGAUACUUACCUGCACAGGGUGGGAAGAGCUGGUAGAUUUGGCACCAAGGGGCUUGCGAUUACUUUUGUGUCUUCCACUGCUGACUCUGAAAUUCUAAAUCAGGUGCAAUCUAGGUUUGAGGUUGAUAUAAAGGAGCUUCCUGAACAAAUUGACACUUCCACAUAUAUGCCAAACUGAUGAAGUUUUGGGACAAUUAAGAGGCGGAAUCACCUAUGGGGAUGGAUUAGCUGGCAUCUCAUCAAUUCGAGUGUUUUGACAGAUAAUUAUUUAACAAAAAAUAUUAUUCUAAGGAAGAUUGACCAAUCUGAAUGUUUGCCGGCGAGACUCACGAGAACUGAUUUAUAUUAGUAGUUAGCGUGCAGAGGAAAGAUUGUAAAUAAUUAGGCGUCAAAAGGACAGUAUCCACUGCAUUUCUACUUUUGAAACCAAUCACAUAUUCUCUGGGAAGGAGUAGCCUCCGAGCAAGUUGAGACAAUAACUGAAGUAUUGAAUGACAGGAGAAUAUAUCUGUCAUUGGUUUCAAAAGUAGAAAUACAGAGGGUAAGGUCUUUUUGAUACCUAAUUAUUUACGAUCUUUCCUCUGCAAUUCUUUGAAUGUGCAAUUUGCCUCUUGUCAAGUUUAUUUUAUUGAAUGUGCCACUACUGAAAAUGUUAAACAAAUCGACGAUUAACAAUAGAUUUAUAAGCUAGCUAACUAUUUUGUAUUCU
This is a messenger RNA of Gastrolobium bilobum, 2041 nucleotides long. RefSeq names its product DEAD-box ATP-dependent RNA helicase 15-like. The record is from RefSeq and is a predicted model, not a curated record. Gene Ontology annotation, molecular function: RNA binding; RNA helicase activity; ATP binding. NCBI's taxonomy places the organism in Eukaryota, Viridiplantae, Streptophyta, Magnoliopsida, Fabales, Fabaceae. The transcript is spliced from 11 exons. The coding region runs from base 230 to 1510 and encodes 426 amino acids.